Messenger RNA from Pocillopora damicornis (cauliflower coral), 1994 nucleotides. RefSeq lists its product as uncharacterized. The record is from RefSeq and is a predicted model, not a curated record. NCBI's taxonomy places the organism in Eukaryota, Metazoa, Cnidaria, Anthozoa, Scleractinia, Pocilloporidae.
UCAGGGAAAUAGGUUGAGUUUGAGGCCAGUUAGCGUCAACCUUCAUCAUCUUCCUUGCGACUAGGUUUAUUAAUUGUCCUACUAGCUAAUUUUUUAAGCUCUCGCGGUCAAUUUCAGUGCUCACUGGCUUUCCAAUGGUCAUCUUUCCGCUAAUCGCUGGAUGGACCCUUACUUAAAUAAGGUGGUAGUGUUCAUUAUACCCUUAUUUUGUUAAGCACUUUUUUUUGUCCUAAUCUUGCUAAAGAUCAAUAUUUAAAAGCUUGGCUUGAAUUUACGAUUAUCAGCUGGAGAUUUUGUUUUUAAAUUGCCGCGUUGGUUUGGAGGUGCGUUGUUCGAUACCCAUUGGCUGACGGACUGGAAGAUGAUUAACUCAGGUUCAAAAAUGUUCAUUCUAUGUAGAAUUGCUUUGGCUGUAGUGCUAUGCCUUCCUAUAUCUGGGUUAAUAUUGCCUCCAAAUAUAUCUCAAGGAGUUUAUUGUGAGACCUGUAGUGCUGUUAUGAAAGAGCUAGACAAGUUUUUGGCAAAAAAGAGCUCAGAUCCCAGAGAGCUGCAGGUGGUAGAAGCAAUAGAGGAUGUUUGUAGAUCAAAACAUUUGAAAAAGUAUGGAUAUUCGCCAAUAACUCUUGUCAACGCCUGUAAAUUUUUCAUGGAGAAACAUGAAGAGGAUAUAGAACAACUGUACCUAAAAGGGGUUGAUAAGGUCAACACAGAAAAAGAAGUUUGUUACAAGUUGAGCAAGAUAUGUGAUGGUGUGGACAGAAGUAAAAAAGCGAAAGAUCCCCUUCAGAAACGUUCCAAGCACGACAAAGCGAAGUUGGUGGAACAGAUUAAAUUACAAGAGCGACAGCGUGCGAUGGGAGGCGGCACGAGAGAUAAAAAGGUUGUCUACAAAGAGAAAACUGAUUUAUAGUUAAAACUAAUGAAAUCACUAUACCCAGCAAGUUGAGAUAUUUCUUUGUAGGCAGGAAUUUUCUUGGUUUUUUGCCGAGUAAUGCGGUCGACAUUACCUUUUGAAAUCACUGUAAUAACGUGAAAAAUGUUAUAAAUUACAGCAAUGCGGUGCACAAGAUUAAUGACUUACGCAGCGUUUUGCGGCAACUUGCAACACGUUUGAUAAAUGUACACGAAGGAACGCGAGUACCUACAUGAUAUACACACAUGCAACGUGAAACGCAAACUUGACUGAGCAAGAGCAUUUCCUCCUAGCUUUCCCUGCUGAUGUUCCAUCAUGACGACGAAAGUACAAAUAUAUUUUCUAAGUGGUGAUGCUCAGCUGAGAAAUAUCUUGCGUGCACCGCAACCGGUAAGAGACCUUUUCCGGAGUUGUGUCAUUGUGUCAUAGUUUUCUUGUAAAUGCGGGAGCGGGGAGAAUUGGCUCUUAGCUGUAAAUUUUAUGGAAACUUAGCAAGCUUCAUAAAUUCUCCUUUAACUAUAUUUUUUAAAAAAAUUAAUUCCUUAAAAGAGAACUAUUAACGGCAAUUAUUUUACGUAGUCAACGAUCAGUACCUUCUUUCCCAGUAUGAUUAGGCCUGAUUAUAGGCCGUAAAUUAUUCCGAUACUUUAUCCCUUCUGAGUUAAUUAUGCCUUUACCUUCAGCAGACAAUAACUAAAUUAAAUACUAUGCUUUUUGUCAUUUUCUGUGAGAAUUUCUCCUUUAUUCCAGCGCAGUUUGCAUUUUAAGGGAAGCGACUUAAAAGAGUAAAACCAGUUUAGUUUCACUUUUUUUCAAAUUUUACGCUCAGUUGAGAAAAUUGCCUUUUAAAAGUAUUAUCCAGAAGAUCAAGAGCUAUUUUCUUUACAUUUUCUCCCUCUUUGGUGUGCAACCAUACGGGUUUUCUUGGCCUCAGUUUGCUCGAGAAAACGCAAAAAGUUUAUUUAAAAAUCCGCCUUAUCUGUAAAGAUCUAGAAAUAAUUUACACUUCGCGGAAGUAACUAACCCUGCUCAGAGGUUGUAAGAAUGAUUUUGAUAAACUGACUGAUUUGAUCGUCGGAAA